Messenger RNA from Pecten maximus, 2698 nucleotides. RefSeq names its product sodium/glucose cotransporter 4-like. The coding region runs from base 572 to 2533 and encodes 653 amino acids. The transcript has 15 exons. Gene Ontology annotation, biological process: transmembrane transport. Gene Ontology annotation, molecular function: D-glucose:sodium symporter activity. Gene Ontology annotation, cellular component: plasma membrane. The record is from RefSeq and is a predicted model, not a curated record. Lineage: Eukaryota; Metazoa; Mollusca; Bivalvia; Pectinida; Pectinidae.
UACUUAUGAGGCAGUGUUUGUAUGUAAGCAAUCUUCCACUCUAAAUGCAGGAAGCAGAAUUCGGGCUAGCAGUAAACACCGUAAAGGUCUUCUACAUCGACGAGUAAACUGAACAUAGCUGACGGCAUUACUGUACAACCCUCCGCAAAUUUGAGCAUUUUUGGACGUUUUUCUAAUGUUGUAUUUAUUUUCAUUUGUUGGUGUAAACAUGAUAUAUUUCUAUACUGUAUGUGCAAAUUUUUUUUUUACAUUUUUGUGACAAACAGUACUGUCUGCGAUGUCUGUGGUGUAGUGUUUGAAGGUAUCUACACCUGUAUAUAAUGUAGGUAAACCUGACUACAAAGCCACGCAGUGAGGGUUGUACAUCUACCUGUAUCUAUAUAUGUACGCCACUAGCUAGAAAACACGAGGAGUCCCUCGCCGUAUGGUGUACUCUGCAUACAGCGCGUAUAUAGCACGAGGCGUUUAAAUGUUCAAACUUGAAGUGUUUGCCGCAGUAAAGAUAGUGCCUCAUCUCAAUUUUAAUGGGAAAACCUGUAUCACAUUAACAAGACAUUGAGCAUCAACAGACAUGUCAUCUAAUUCAACAGCGUCAGCCUUUUCGUCAUCUAGCAUCGGAACAAUAGACAUCAUCGUCAUUGUCAUCUAUCUAGUCUUCUGUCUGGCUACAGGGAUAUGGGCUACACUCAGGACAGACCGAGGCAGUGUCAGUGGCUAUUUCUUAGCUGGCCGGGAUAUGCUCUGGUUUGCGAUAGGUGCUUCACUCUUCUCGAGCAACAUUGGUAGCGGCAGUUUUGUGGGGUUAGCAGGUACAGGCGCGGCAAACGGAAUCGCUGUGGCUAGUUACGAAUUGAAUGGACUGUUCUGCUUGCUGCUGAUGGGAUGGUUCUUUGUACCAAUCUACAUUUCUAGUGGGGUAUUCACACUACCCGAGUACUUGAUGAGGCGGUUCGGAGGACAACGUCUCCAGAUAUAUAUGUCAGUUUUAGCCCUUCUUAUAUAUGUUUUCACCAAAAUAUCUGUGGACAUGUUUGCGGGCACUAUAUUCAUUCAGCAGGCAGUAGGAUGGGACCUGUACGCGGGGGUGUUCCUGUUGCUUGGAAUAUCCGCACUCUAUACUAUAUCAGGAGGAUUAAAGGCCGUGAUGUAUACUGACACGUUACAAACAGUGAUAAUGGUGGCGGGAUCUCUUGUCCUUAUGGUGAUCAGUUAUGUAAAAGUAGGAGGUAUAGAAAAAAUAUACGCCGAGUUCCACCGUGCUAUCCCGGACCAACGGAUUAAUGGCUCCACAUGUGGUAUACCUCCCGCAAACGCCUUCCAUUUACUGCGAGACGCCUCCUCUGCCGAUCUCCCUUGGCCGGGAAAUGUGUUUGGGAUCACGAUACUGAGUGCCUGGUACUUCUGCUGUGACCAGGUCUUAGUACAAAGAACACUGUCAGCGAAGAAUAUGCACCAUGUAAAGGGUGGAUCAAUUCUUGGUGCCUACCUCAAGAUACUGCCCUUAUUUACAACAGUGUUUCCUGGUAUGAUCAGCCGAAUCCUUUUCAAAGACCAGGUUGGAUGUGUUGACCCCAAAAUCUGUAAACAGGUCUGCGACAAUGAAGCCGGUUGUACCAACAUCGCUUACCCUAAACUGGUUGUUGAACUGAUGCCAGAAGGCCUGAAGGGUCUGAUGCUAGCAGCUAUGAUGGCGGCCUUAAUGAGUUCCCUCACCUCAGUAUUCAACAGUACCAGCACAAUUUUUACAAUGGAUAUAUGGAGAAGGAUACGUCCGAGGUCUUCAGAUGGCGAGCUUUUGGUCGUAGGAAGGUUAUUUGUACUUGUUCUCGUCGUUGUGAGUAUUAUAUGGAUCCCAGUUUUACAAGCAUCUCAAGGAGGACAACUCUUCAACUACAUUCAGUCUGUCAGUGGGUACCUUGUUCCACCGGUUCUCUCCCUUUUCCUGCUGGCGAUAUUAUGGAGCCGCACAAACGAAUCCGGAGCCUUCUGGGGUUUGAUGGUGGGGCUACUUGUUGGAUUAAUCCGUCUCGGGCUAGACUUCGGUUAUGGGUCCCCAGCCUGCGGCGAAGAGGAGUUUAGGCCUUCAAUUAUUGCAAAAGUUCAUUUCUUACACUUUACAAUAAUCCUGUUCUUCAUCAGCCUGUUUACGACUAUAAUUGUAUCAAUUCUAACGCCACCGAUACACCCACAACACUUAGUGAGACUAACGUGGUGGACACGUCACAGCACCAUUGAGAGGGUUCCAUUUAAAGAGGAAGAGAAGACGAACAAGAUCUAUGAGGAGGCGAAACAAAACAGGAUCACUGAGCUCAAGGAGAAACCAAAGGUGGUGAUCCCCAGAUGGAAGUCUGUUGUCUACCUUAUAUGCGGAUAUAAACCCCCUAAAGAGGUCCUCGAAUCAGAAGAAAAUAACGAAGUUAAAAAGAGCAUGCUGAUUGAUAUCAGGGAGGUACCUAAGUGGAAAAUGUUUGUCAACAUCAACGGAAUCCUACUGAUGACGAUAGGCAUGUUCCUGUGGGGAUUCUUCGCCUAGUCCAGUCUAUCAAUUUGUUCACGUAUGUCUCUUAUGAAAUAAAUAUGAUGUCUCUUUAUCUGUCUUCAUUGUGUUGAGCCAUUGCCAAUAUCCUUGCUAUCAGAUCAUUUGAAGAGAUCAAUUCCGUAUGUCAUUAUAUGUGUUCAAUAAAGUGAGAAUAUGUUU